AUGAUUUCCGAAGCCGACCUCAAGAUAUCAGCCCAAACAUCAUUAAAAGCGUUGCAAAUCUGGUCGCUGGGGACCCCAGACCUGGCAAAUGCAGUUGAAUGGCAACACGAUCUCGAUCCUGAGAUUGCAUCGCUAGUGGUAGCCUGCCAGCAUCUCAGGAAGAAUGGAUACAGGAAGGGACGGAAACGUUUAGCCCAGAACAGCAUUUUGAAUCGGCUUGUGCAAGCCAUGGUGGAAGACCUCACCGACGACUCUCUGAAAAUAUUCGCACUUCUCACCUGGCAUUUCAACGCAGAUUUUAGUGUGCCUCUUCCCCGUCAGCUUCUUCUAUUCUUCGACGAGCCUUCGAAAAUCUUCGAAGAUGUUUGCACUGACAUUCAUCGCCGAUACACGACAAUGGCCGAAUCGGAGUCUGCAAAGAGCUUCAAGAGAAGGGUUAUCAGGCUCCUAGGGCUUGUGGAACAUUAUGUGUUUGAGGGGAAAUGGUCUUGUAUAUUUAAAUCGUCGGAUUAUGUUAUCAUCGUUGCAGCAAUCUGUCAAUAG
Messenger RNA from Penicillium griseofulvum, 543 nucleotides. RefSeq lists its product as uncharacterized. Bases 1 to 543 code for a protein of 180 amino acids. Lineage: Eukaryota; Fungi; Ascomycota; Eurotiomycetes; Eurotiales; Aspergillaceae. The record is from RefSeq and is a predicted model, not a curated record. The transcript has 2 exons.